UCUCAUCGGCACAACCAGAAAGCAGUAGCUGAAGCCUCCUUUGGACGUCAGCCGACUCGUGGAAAUACUGUUUUCGUUCUAGAUUAUCCGAAGUCAUCGGGAAAAUUCACGAUGGCUAGGUAUUCCCACGAACCUGAUAAUGCUGUGAAAUCCUGCAAAGCCCGGGGUUCAAACCUCAGGGUACAUUUCAAGAAUACAAGGGAAGCAGCCAAGGCUGUUAGGGCCAUGCCUUUGAGGCGGGCUGUUCGUUUUCUUAAAAACGUUAUGGAAAAGAAGGAAUGUGUUCCUUUUAGGAGGUUCAACGGCGGUGUGGGACGUUGUGCUCAGGCCAAGCAAUGGGGAGUCACUCAGGGCAGAUGGCCAAAGAAAUCUGCCGAAUUUCUCCUCCAACUCUUGAAAAACGCUGAAUCUAAUGCCGAUUACAAGAACUUGGACCCAGACCGUCUUGUGAUUGAGCACAUUCAGGUCAACAGGGCACCACGCCUUCGCAGAAGGACCUACAGAGCCCACGGAAGAAUCAACCCUUACAUGAGCUCUCCGUGCCACAUUGAAGUGGUCCUUACAGAGAAGGAACAGGUUGUACCUAAGGCCACUGAGGAAGAGCCCACUAAGAAGAAGGUUUCUAAGAAGAAGUUGGCCAGACAAAAAGAAAAGAUGAUGAGGGAAUAGGCUUAAUAUAAAUAAAAGCGUUUUACAUUUU
Messenger RNA from Cimex lectularius (bed bug), 700 nucleotides. It is a transcript of the gene RpL17, whose product is annotated as 60S ribosomal protein L17. The record is from RefSeq and is a predicted model, not a curated record. Gene Ontology annotation, cellular component: ribosome; cytosolic large ribosomal subunit. Gene Ontology annotation, biological process: cytoplasmic translation. Lineage: Eukaryota; Metazoa; Arthropoda; Insecta; Hemiptera; Cimicidae. Gene Ontology annotation, molecular function: structural constituent of ribosome. Bases 112 to 669 code for a protein of 185 amino acids. The transcript is spliced from 5 exons.